Molecule: messenger RNA, 4706 nt
Organism: Scophthalmus maximus (turbot)
Lineage: Eukaryota; Metazoa; Chordata; Actinopteri; Pleuronectiformes; Scophthalmidae
Gene: pvrl2l
Product: PVR cell adhesion molecule related 2 like
Exons: 7
Coding region: 447-2069 (540 amino acids)
Source: RefSeq, a predicted model, not a curated record
UCCACCGCAGCAGACACGCCGAGCUCCGCCGACCCUCGCGCUCCGUCUCCCCGGCGCUGCGCUUCGUUUCCCCGCCGUCACACACACACACACACACACACACGUGCGCCCGCGCGGGGCCGUUUACCUGUGAGCUGUGCGCACUGAGGCACGGCCCACACUGGGAGGGGUCGGACUCUCCCCGUGCCACCGGCAGAGCCAAAGCGAAAGACAGAGACAGAGAGAGAGAAACUUCCCACGGGUGCUGACUGCGAGCGGAGCUCCGCGCACGGCGGCGAGGGAACGAGGAGCCGCAACUUGGCUGAUUUGGACCGCGCGGCGGAGUCAACUGCGCUCGCAAGUUCCUCGGCUGAUCGCGGACGGAAUACCCCCCCCUGCCCCCCUCCAACGCAGGGCUGUUGUGGAUAUUUACGUCCACCUUUUGGUUCUCCUGUUUUCGAAGAAGAAUGGCGAGAGAUUACGCAGCGCGCUGUCCGGUGUGGAUCGCGUAUGUGGUGGCGGCGGCGGCGAUCCUCCUCGUGGCCAAAGGCGCCGGCGCUCAGAAGGUGCGAGUGGAGGAGGAGGUGGAGGCGUAUCCCACGGGGACGGUGGACCUCCGCUGCCAGUUCAUCGACGGGGGAGGCCGGACCAAGCUCACGCAGGUGUCUUGGAUAUGGGAACCCUCCGACGGCCAGAGGGACAACAUCGCCGUCUACCACCCGAUCUACGGACAGAGUUUCCCCAACCUGGGCUUCAAAGACCGCGUCGUCUUCCUGCACAACAGCCUGGAGAACCCGUCCAUCAGGAUUUCCGGCCUGAAGAUGUCCGACGCCGGCCGAUACACCUGCGAGUACGCCACCUACCCGUCUGGGAACGAACAAGGGACGACCACCCUCGUCAUGCUCGCCAAGCCUAAGAACUCGGCCAAGGCGGUGACGGUGCAGGCCGGCAACAGGUCGGCGGUGGUGGCCCAGUGCGAGGCGGCCGAGGGCAAACCGGCUGCGACCAUCAAGUGGCUGGCGGCGGUCGGCGGCAACCACACGACGAGCAGCGCCAACGGCCCGGACGGGACGGUGACGGUGCGCAGCGAGUACCGCCUGGUUCCCACGCCGGCGGACAACGGCAGGGACGUGACCUGCAUGGUGGACCAGAGGACGCAGGAGCGGCCGUGGGUCUACCACGUCACGCUCUCCGUCGAGUACCCGCCCUCCGUGUCUAUCGUGGGCUACGACAACAACUGGUACAUCGGCCGCUCGGACGCCGCGCUCCUCUGCCUGGCCACCGCCAACCCCGAGCCCACCAGCGUCACCUGGACCACGGCGUCCGGCCCGCUGCCCGACACGGUGGCGGUGGACGGCAACAAGCUGUCGGUGAGGAAGGUGGACGACGCCGUCAACACCACGUUCAUCUGCGAGGCCAAGAACAAGCACGGGGCCAGCAGGCAACAGAUCACCACCGUCGUCAUCGAAGCGCCGGAGGAUCCGCUCAGUGCCGGCGUGGUGGCGGGCGCCGUGAUCGGCUCGCUCCUGGCCCUGCUAUUGGUUGUCGCGCUCAUUGCCGUCCUCCUGGCCCGCAGCCGCCGGCAGCAGAGGCGCGGCUACCCCGGCGGCGGGGACUCCGUGGCAACGGGCAGCGGCGGCAACGGCGACGACUACGGCAACAAAGCUCGUUUGCUCUUCGGCGGCGCGGGCAACGGCGGCGGCAAGAACGGGACCGGGGCGAACAACAACGGGCCCAUAUACACGUACCGGGAAGGCUGCGACGCCACGGGCACUCUGACGGAGAAGGCCAACGACUUCCACCACCAUCAUCUGCACCACCCCUCGGCCGACAAGCCCCCCUCCGCCCACGACAUCCUCCUCAGCGGGGAGAUGGGCGAGGCCGAGAGGAGGAAGUUCGACCUGGACGACAGCAUGGAGGAGGAAGAGGAGCGGUACGACACGUUCGAGGGCGUCGUGGCCCCGGCCUAUCGCGUGCGCAGAGGCCAUGGCGGCGAAGAGGAGAUGGACGUGUACCUCGACGACGACGACGACGACAUGGAGUCUCAGAGAGACGGCUCUGUGAUUUCCCGGACUGCCAUUUACGUCUGAGGACGACGGAGAGGACAUAGAAACGAGUGAGGGCUGGGAAUCGGGACGGGAGAUGCGGUGGAGGAAGUGGAGGCCCCGCCCCCCUUUCGCCUCCGAACGAACCAACAUGGCCUCCGUCCGCUCAACUCCGACCCGCUUCGCAUUCAACCCGAUUCGAGAGGCGCCAUCAAUUAUAUCCUCCUGUAGAAUCUUUUUACAAAAACAGAGAGGAUUGUAAAGAGAAGUGAUUACAAAAGGAAACGGAUUCAGGGAGAAGUUGUCGCGAGGCUGACGAAAGGGAGACGUGUGGUAGCAGUGGCUCUGAACUGGGGAUGAAUGUGUGACUGUGUGUGACUGUGCCACGGAGACGGGGGGCUGUUUCUCUCAGUGUCAGACAAAUAUGAGAAAAAAAAAAGAAAAGUCACGCAGAGAGCAGAGAAAGAACCACGGCGACUGGCGACGCCGCUGCGCUCUCGUGUUCCCGUGUGCCGAGUGACUACACACACUUUGUAUUUGUACACAAGAAAACGUAAUCCGCAAAGCCGCUCGCAGCACCACCGCUAUUCCCCAAAUCGCCCGCCGUUCGAUAAACGCCUUCCUGUUUGCAAACGUCCUCCAGCAGCGGACGUCGGCCGCUCUGCUCCUCCUGAGAUCGCCUGCGACUUCGCCUGGACCGUUUCAGAACUCGGAGGGGACAAAAAGAGUCUCAACGGCAACAAUGACGGAGUUUUUCCGUUAGGCCCCAGCGGCGGCCGGGCGGUUUCCUUGCCCCGCCCCCCCCGUGGACACCGCCUGGUUUCCCGGCGGGUGCAGCUGAGAGCGAGCGAGGCGACAGACUUGCACGCAGCUGUGUGCUAAUGUGCGGCCGGCUGUGGUGUUAAUGGUGUGCGUCGUCUGUACGCGGUGUCGGCCGCCGCCGCCGCCGCCGCGUCGCUGUGGCACAACUGUUGUUAUCGUUGUCGGUGUAGAUGUGGUCGUUGUUGUUGUUCUUCUUCUUCUCCUUCUUCUUCUUGUGUAACAGUGUUGAUCUCGCGAAACGAAAAAGAUGCACGGGCGCCUUGGGGUUUCACACAGUUCCACAUUGGGUCGGUAAUGACUCAUUUAAUGGGUGAAAAAAAAAAAGAUGGUCUUUUUCUUUGUGUGCGACUCUUCAUUUCCCUUAUUUCCGUCUCUGUUUGUAUGUUUUCCCGAAGCCUCGUUCCCACACACAGCACAUUUCUAUCUCUUAUUCUGUUUUUUUUUUCUUUAUUUACAUAAUGGGCAGCUUAGAUGAGUGCCAUAAUGACUGUGUGCGGGGAGAAGGGGAUAACUCCUCUUUAUAUUCCUAUCUGGGUCGCUUUCAACCAGGCAAAAAUAUUCGGCGGCUUUGUCGGAGGCUGCUGCAUUUCAUUUAUUCAUUUCCCCAUGUCCCGCGGAACGUUCUUAGGGCUGCGUACCGGAUUAUUCCGUGUUCUGUGUUCUGAUUGGACAGAAGGACAUGGUCCAAGACACGUUUCAGGCGGGAAAACAAAACGUGAAAGCAGGCUAAAUGAAAUCCCAAACGCCCAAAUCUUUGUUUUCCUUGCGCGCCGCGAAGCUGCAGGUUAACGCGGCGGGUAAAAAUAGCGAGACAAUGCGGGGGCUUCUUUGCCUUUAAUGAGAUCUUUCACCAAACAUUAAACAUUGAGAUAACAGUGUAACGUUCAAGGGGAGGGCUCAUCCAAGAUGCACCGCUGCAUUUGGAAAGGUUGCAGCUUUUUAUUUUAAUGAUGUGGAGACUCUUUAAUUCAAUAAUUUUGUUAGUUUUUUUCGCAGGACAUAACUGAGACGUGGCUCUUAUGUUUAAUACACAUUUGCCUUAUUGGUUUCCAGGUUUUUUUCUACUCAUCUUCUUUUUUUUUCCAGCUCACCAAACUGGGCCGUUUUCUUUCAAAGAACUGUUGAAUUGUAUGACUUGAGAUGAACUGAGAACAUCCUCUGCUCUUCAGUGUUACCGCAUCGUGACCAUACGCGUAUUCCCUUAUUUACACCUGGCAUUAAAAUGCAUUUUCCUGUGACCCGACCGUAAUCGCAUAGAGCUCGACUAAAAUGAACGCCACAGGCGGAAAUGCGUUGAGGACGGACCGUCAUCCGAUCGGCCAAUCCACCUGAGGAGACGGCCAGCGACGCACCGUCACACAACGGACACGAGUAUAAAUGCAAUAUACAUAUUAAUACCAAGUUUAAAUGUAAUCGGGCUUAUGGAUGUCUUAAGCAGAAGUAUUUAUUGCAAGGAGCUAAAGCUUGAGGGGAUUUCUGGUCCGUUACACAGAUCAACAAGUGGUCAGUGCAUGGCGUCCCAAAAAGAAUCAUGUGUCGUCAUCUGACAAACAGAAUGGCCAUCUCCACGGUGACACAAUCUCUUUCUGAGUACCUUCUGUAUUUACCUUCGGCUUCGGCCGACCGCCGAGCGCCCCGGCCCGCCCGCGAUAAGACGACCUCGUCUUUACAGUCUCGCGGAGAAAUUCUUCAGUAUCAAUCAGCAUCCGGCCACCGGACGCAUUCUAACGCCAGGUGUAAUCCCAGUCUGUGUCGCUCUAGACAUGCGGUGUGAUUGUGCCGUGUGUGUGUUCAACUGUCGGUGGCUUGAGUCUGGUCCAAACUAAAACGUGUGUGGUAUUAAAGCUUUUGUAUAAUCUC